Molecule: messenger RNA, 1194 nt
Organism: Alternaria alternata
Lineage: Eukaryota; Fungi; Ascomycota; Dothideomycetes; Pleosporales; Pleosporaceae
Product: GTP-binding nuclear protein-like protein Ran
Exons: 5
Coding region: 178-837 (219 amino acids)
Biological process (GO): ribosomal subunit export from nucleus; protein import into nucleus
Cellular component (GO): nucleus; cytoplasm
Molecular function (GO): GTP binding; GTPase activity
Source: RefSeq, a predicted model, not a curated record
GAGGUCAAAAUUGCGGAAGGCGCCAAGAGAUUUACACCGCCCGGGCGCCAACACUUGAGCACAACAAAACCUCUUCUUGCCCACUUCACGCCCGCAACUUUCCCCACUCUUUAUCACCUCUUCUGCCCACCAACCCCCCUCACUCACACACAUCACCCCGCCACAACACUCGACAACAUGGCCGAGACUGCCGCACAAGGCUCAGUCCCAACCUUCAAGCUCGUGCUUGUCGGUGAUGGUGGUACUGGAAAGACCACCUUCGUCAAGCGCCAUUUGACCGGAGAGUUUGAGAAGAAGUACAUUGCGACGCUCGGAGUAGAGGUCCACCCUCUCGGCUUCACCACCAACCUCGGACCCAUCCAGUUCGACGUGUGGGACACCGCUGGUCAGGAGAAGUUUGGUGGUCUUCGCGAUGGAUACUACAUCAACGGCCAGUGCGGUAUCAUCAUGUUCGACGUUACCUCGCGUAUCACAUACAAGAACGUCCCCAACUGGCACCGCGACCUGGUCCGUGUCUGCGAGAACAUCCCCAUCGUCCUCACCGGUAACAAGGUCGACGUCAAAGAGCGCAAGGUCAAGGCAAAGUCCAUCACCUUCCACCGAAAGAAGAACCUCCAGUACUACGACAUCUCCGCCAAGUCCAACUACAACUUCGAGAAGCCCUUCCUCUGGCUCGCCAGGAAACUCGUCGGCAACCAGUCUCUCGACUUUGUCGCCGCCCCUGCUCUUGCGCCUCCCGAGGUCCAGGUCGACCAGGCCGUUCUCGACCAGUACCGACAGGAGAUGGAGGCCGCCUCUGCCUUGCCUCUGCCCGAUGAGGACGACGCCGAUUUGUAGAUAACGGUCAUGAGCGCUGCUCUAGGCCACGGCUAGGGCUCUAAUGGGUAUACGACAUGGGAUGAGAUUUAGUUGGAAUGGGAAACGGAUAUGCGACCGAGGGCAUCUUUAGUGAAAAUUGGGCAUGACGAGGAGGAAUUGCGGAGGUAUCCGACAUGAAGCGCUGGACUAGCCGGCGCUUCGACGAAUGAACAACUAGACGUUCUGCAUGAAUGACUCAAGACACGAUUGACGAUUAGGAAGGCUUUUCGAUUCUACUAUUAACACGCACAAUGGCGCAACUAUCACUACUACUACUACUACGACAACAGCAUGCUUCAUGUCCUCGUUAGGUCCUUUUCCAACACCACCGCAUUG